Molecule: messenger RNA, 1984 nt
Organism: Penicilliopsis zonata CBS 506.65
Lineage: Eukaryota; Fungi; Ascomycota; Eurotiomycetes; Eurotiales; Aspergillaceae
Exons: 4
Coding region: 191-1984 (597 amino acids)
Biological process (GO): DNA-templated transcription
Molecular function (GO): zinc ion binding; DNA binding
Source: RefSeq, a predicted model, not a curated record
GUUCCACUCGGACAGCGAAGACAGCCAGCUAUCCAGAGUCUACAGCUCCACGAGCAUGCACCUCGUUCUUCAACUCUUCCUCAAACAUGCCUCGGCACGACGUAAUUUGCGGGGUAACUCCACUUGGCAGGGGUGAUCUGGGCCAAGUGCAGAUCAGACCGCUGGAAAUUUUAACUCCGACACGUCAGCCAUGAAGAGAGCAUCGGUAUCAGGAGUGUUUGUGCCUGAAGGGGCUAGUCUGAAGAACCAGAAGCGGCGGGUUUCCUCUGAAGCGGACUGUACGGUCUGCCGGCGGUGCCAGUCGAAACCGUCAGAGUGCCAGUGUCGGCGGGCGAAGAGGACCCUGCGUGGUGAUCUAGAUUUGAGGUCCCGGUCUAGUCCCUCGCCAGGGGUGGAACAGGGGGUGCUCUAUCCGACAGUUCACAAAGGAUCCCUGGGGGAAGAGGAACUGGGGAGAGAGAGAGACGGCAGUGACCGUGCUCAUGCAUCCAUGAAUGGACAACACGAUAUUCUCUCCACCUAUCCGCUAGACCACUAUGUGUCCGUCAUCCAUGAUCUGUUUGAACAGUCGGCCAGCAGUGAUGAGCAGGGGAGUGUGACAGAUAUAGGUGAUCUGGAAAGAAGCUUUCAGACUCUGUCAGGCGGGAUUCCAGGCAAUAGCUGUGACUUCCUGGCUACCAAGGGGGCUUUUCGACUACCACCGCUAAAACUUCGCAACCAAGUGCUUCGAGCCUACGUGAAAUAUGUGCACCCGUUGUUGCCUGUGUUAGACCUUCAGAGCGUCUUGCAUCAGAUCAUCGUUGAGGAUGAACGGUACUUUUCCAGUCCGCUACUGUACCAAGCGGUGAUGUUUGCCGGGAGCGCCUUUGUAGAGCACGAGGAGAUCGUGACAGCCGGUUAUCCAUCUCACAAGGAGCUCCGAAGAAUGUUCUAUGGACGGGCAAAGCUGCUCUACGAGUUCGACAUCGAACCAUGUGCAGAGACGCAGAUCCAGGCACUGCUCCUCAUGGCCAACUGGCACAAUCACAGUGACGGGCCCAAAGACCCCCAGUACUGGUUUGACCUGGCCUAUUCCACAGCCGAGCGAGUCGGGCUGCACCGAUACCUGGAUGCGAGCACCUCGUCCCAUCGACACCGGAUGUGGUGGUCUCUGUGGGUGCGAGACCGCAUCCUCUCGUUCGGCUUCCCGCGGCCGUUGCGCAUUCCCACCGAUAACUCCAAGCUCGACAUCGUCUCUUUGCUCGAACACGCCCGUCAACCAUAUCAACCACAUGACCCGCUUGUCCUCGCCGCCUUGGGGGACUCGGCCUCAAUGCUCAGCUGCGACAGCCAGGAGAAGAUGACGGUUCUGUUCGCCGAAGAGGUCAAGCUAGCUCAUUGUAUGGGAACCAUCAUGGAGUCUCUGUAUCAGGAGUCAUGGAUCCCCAUCGCCACCGACGACUCUUCCUUCUACUCUGUCGCCCCGCGCGAAUGUAUCGCGCCCGUGGUUAUCGACAGCUGCAAACAGCAACUGACGGCCUGGAUCCGAGACCUGCCGGGCGUCGUACGCUACUACCCACCAUUUCUGCUUGUUCCACCCGACCCGGAGUCCGUCGAGACAAUCUUCCUGGUCCACCAGGCGUUUCUCUACCUGCUGUAUCUGACCGCCAUGUCGGCGUUGUAUCGGGCGCGAACACCCAGCAGCCCAGGCAGCGGUCUGCUCAAGUUGACGUCGCAGGUGACCAAGACAAUCCACGAGCUCAAGGCCAUCAACCUACUACUCUUCCUCCCGGGGACCAGCGUGACGAUUCUCGGGUGGAUUGUCGAGGCGAGCCUGUCGGACCUACAGGCCUCGGAACGGCUGAUGCGCGAGCAGGCCCUCAAUCAGCUCCUUCACUGUGAGCAGGCGGCUGUGCAGCUGCUGCAGACGUACCCGGCGGCCCAGAAGAUCCUCUCCAUGACGCAGCAUGCGUGGUCGAGUUUAUUCGGGUUGGAAUCAGUAUAG